CUUGGGGCCGAUCAGAUCUUGGAGGCCGAGGUGAUGCUUGCCGACGGCCGCGUCGUCUUUGUCAAUGCCUGCCAGCACGCCGACUUGUAUCGGGCCCUGCGCGGUGGCGGCCCGGGGUACAGCGUCGUGCUGGGAAUGACCAUCAAGGCACAUCCCAAUGUUGGCGCCGUCGUCGUCAACAAGCUGACGUUGGCCCCGAAACAGAAACCGGAAACAAACUCGGAUCUCCUCGAUGCCAUCGCCGUCUUGAUUCAGUCGUACCCGGGUCUCAACGACGCCGGGUUCGCAGGAUACAGGCAUUGGCACAAGCUCAAAGUCGAGGAGAAAUACGUCACGUACAACGACUACUGGAGCUUCUACGACACGGAGCUAGGCCUAUACAAUCCAGAGGGCAACACGUAUAUCAUGACGUCCCGCAUGCUCGACCGGGGCUCGGUCAAAGACUUUGCCCGCGUGCGAGAGUCCACCGAGGUGGUGAGCGGUCAACCAGACGAGUACGCCGCCCAUGUCGUUCUGCUCGUCUCCGGCGGACAGGUCUACCAGGACGGCCGGGACAAGAACUCUGGCCUGCACCCGGCGUGGCGCACGUCGCCCGUCGUCAUUGCCACGUAUCGAGUCCCCGAAAAGACCAUAACCAACGCGCAGCGGCAAGCGGCCAACCACGACAUGACGUUCGUCAAGGGCGCGGCCGGCAAGAAGCUGGCGCCCAACACCGGCAGCUACAUGAACGAGGGUGACGUGAACGAUCCGGACUUCCAAGACACAUUCUACGGCGCCAACUAUGCGAGCCACUUGGCAACAAAGCACAAGUACGAUCCGUGGGGUGUCUUUUACUGCCCUUCUUGCGUGGGUUCCGAGGCUUUUGUGAACCGGCCUGAUGGGCCGCUGUGCAGGGUCAGCUAUGCGGACUUGGGUGGCCCUAAACGUGCAAGUGGUAGGGAAGGCUACUUAAAUGCUGGGACAGAAGGGGUAAAAGCAAGUAAAAGAGGACAGAAAGUACAUAGCUAGCAGUAUAGAGGUUAACAAUAUAUAUAAAAUAAGGAA
Molecule: messenger RNA, 1044 nt
Organism: Aspergillus steynii IBT 23096
Lineage: Eukaryota; Fungi; Ascomycota; Eurotiomycetes; Eurotiales; Aspergillaceae
Exons: 1
Coding region: 34-1008 (324 amino acids)
Molecular function (GO): flavin adenine dinucleotide binding; oxidoreductase activity
Source: RefSeq, a predicted model, not a curated record